Molecule: messenger RNA, 1428 nt
Organism: Cylas formicarius (sweet potato weevil)
Lineage: Eukaryota; Metazoa; Arthropoda; Insecta; Coleoptera; Brentidae
Gene: Zfrp8
Product: programmed cell death protein 2
Exons: 1
Coding region: 335-1369 (344 amino acids)
Cellular component (GO): nucleus; cytoplasm
Source: RefSeq, a predicted model, not a curated record
GUAUCUUGUGAUUGAGAGUCUUAAGGUGUGAAAUUCCCUCUUGCGGUUGACCGGUAUAGCGGAAUUUAUGGAAAAUGACAAUUCUCCCCUGUUUAAGCAAUUAAUAAACCAAAACAAUCUUUUAUUACAGUCCUUGGGUUCGACCAGUUACCGGCCGUAAAUUGUUUUACAUUUCUCGUAACGAUACUCGGGGAAUGUUAUCCGUGACAACUGGUUAAUGGUAAACUAACUAACUAAAGUCGAACCGUGGUUAUUAGCAACUGAUAUUUAGAAAACCUUGUUGCAAAUGUAAAUAAACAUAAAAUACGCUAGUGAGUUUCUAAAAAAGCGUGAGAUGAGCAUUGAAUUGGGAUUUUUAGAAGAGUCCGAUUCAUGGAAACUGGAAAGUCGCCUUUUUCCUAGUAAAGUGGGAGGUAAACCAGCUUGGUUAAGCCUCGAAAAGCUUCCAAAAUUUGAAGACCUACAGUGCCCAGAAUGUAAAUGUAUUAUGAUAUUCUUAUGUCAGAUUUACGCUCCCUAUGAAAGGGAACUGAUAGAUGUUAAUACUUUGGCAAAUAAUUUUCAUAGGACCCUCUUUGUUUUUGUAUGUCGAAAUUCAUUGUGCUGUGAAAAUAACAACAGCAAAAACAUAAAAGUAUUUCGAAGCACAUUACCAAGAGACAAUAAGUUUUAUUCAUACAUCCCUCCUGAAGAAAAGCCUGAUGAAAGCUUUUCUCUAUUGAAAUGGGUCGAAUUGUGCAACAUUUGUGGUUGUUUUGCUGAGAAGAAAUGCAGCAAAUGUAAACAAGUUUAUUAUUGUUGUCGUGAACAUCAAAUAUGUGACUGGAAAGAAGGUCACAAGUUGUCAUGCUUGAAGGAUAUAACAACCCAAUAUAAGUCAAACAUGUUAUUCACUGAAUGGGAAGUUGCCACUAUUACUGAGGAGACUGAAACAAAAGUCAUUAAUGAAGGCGUUGAGCUAAAAAAAUUUGAUCGGAUGAAAGCUGAAGGAAGGACCGGUACAUUGGCAGGAGUAUCUGAAUAUGAGUUGGAUGCUCAUGUCAGUCAUAGCGAAGAUAAGAUAUUCUCAAACUUCAAGAAAAAGAUAUCUGAAUAUCCUGAUCAAGUUAUUCGCUACUGUCGAGGUGGUCAACCUUUAUUUAUUGCUAAAGAACCGGUGCCAGAUGCCAUUCCCAAUUGUGAAUAUUGUGGCGCCAAACGCCAAUUUGAGUUUCAAAUCAUGCCCCAGAUGAUCACACUUUUAAAAGAAGAUAGUGUAGAUUGGGGUAUUUUGCUGAUUUAUACCUGUCAGAAUAGUUGUAUAGGUGAUUCUUUGUACAGUUACAAAAAAGAAUUUGUAUUUAAACAAGACAUUUUGAAUGAACAAUAAUUAUAAAAAUUAGAUAUCUAUUGCAUUUUAUUGAAGUCUAAAAGUGAAGAAAUGUAAAU